GUAAUUUAUUUCUUGUGUUUUGGUUUGAGUUAUCACCGAACUUUUCUCUACCGACUCCUGAAGUCAGCGAGGUAUAUAAGUUAGCUAGCAAGAUAUUACUAGCUAGCCUUUCACUUACAGGCAAUGCUAGGUAGCUAGUUAUGUUUCUCAGAGAUGCUUUGAAGUCACUUUGAUCCAGGGUUUACUGUCUUUUGACUUCGAACCAGAGUUGCUCGUCUAAGUUCGAUUUUAAUAUUUGCUCGCAACAGCCGAGGUAGGGCAAAGGAUGAAGGUGAUAACCUGUGAGAUUGCCUGGCACAACAAGGAACCCGUCUACAGUUUAGAUUUCCAGAAGAACCCUGAGGCCAGGAUUGACCGGCUGGCCACCGCUGGAGUGGACACAACAGUCAGGAUAUGGCGAGUAGACAAAGGUCCUAAUGGGAAGGCCUGUGUGGAGUUCCUGUCCAAUUUGUCGCGCCACACUAAAGCUGUAAAUGUGGUCCGCUUCUGCCCGAAUAAAGAGCUCCUGGCGUCUGGAGGAGAUGAUGGAGUCAUUCUGAUUUGGAAGCUCAAUGACAGUAAGGAGGUGGAGCAGGCUCCCGCCUUCCAUGACGAUGACGAUGGACAGCUCAACAAAGAGAGCUGGAAUGUUCUAAAGACCUUUAGGGGUCACAUCGAGGAUGUUUAUGACAUAUCCUGGACUAAUGAUGGAAACUCCAUGGUGUCCGGUUCUGUGGACAACACUGCCAUCAUGUGGGACGUAAACAAGGGUCAGAAGACGUGCAUCUUCAAUGACCACAAAAGCUACGUGCAGGGUGUGACCUGGGAUCCUCUGGGACAGUAUAUUUGCACAUUAAGUUGUGACAGGGUGUUGCGUGUGUAUAAUGCCCACCAGAAAAAGAGGGUCCACAGCAUCAGCAAGAUGGCUUCAAGCUCCUCAGCUGAGGGAGAGGUGAGGAAUUACAGGAUGUUUCAUGACGACAGCAUGAGGUCCUUCUUCAGACGGUUAAGUUUCACUCCAGACGGCUCCUUCCUCCUGGCCCCUGCGGGAUGUGUGGAAGCCGGAGAGAAUGUCACCAAUACUACAUAUGUGUUCUCCAGGAAGAGCUUCAAAAGGCCGGUCGCUCAUCUGCCCAGCCCUUCUAAGGCCACGCUAGCGGUGCGCUGCUGCCCUGUCUACUUUGAGCUCCGAACAAAGAAGGGAGAAGAUGGUGAGGUCAAACCCUUGCCAAACACCCUGCAGCUGCCAUACCGCGUGGUGUUUGCUGUGGCAUCUGAAGACUCCAUCUUCUUCUACGACUCCCAGCAGAGUCUCCCGUUUGGCUACGUCUCCAACCUACACUACCAUACUCUCAGCGACCUUAGCUGGACCAAAGAUGGCUUAGUCUUGGCUGUGUCAUCGACAGACGGCUACUGCUCUUUCGUCACGUUUGCCGAGGGUGAGCUCGGAACCCCUCUCAAAGAGCAGCCCAUCCUCAAGGUGACCACGCCCGGCUCCGCCCAGGAGAAGAAGGGCAAAAGGAACUCGGCCAAUGGCAAGACAGCCUCGCCUGUACCCCGUCUUCCAAGCACACCUGUCAGUCUGGAGAAGGAGAGAGUGGCUGCUGCCGCCGCCGCCGCCAUGGCCUCCCCACCGCCUGCCAAACCCGUUGGCAGCGAGGAGAAGAAGACGCCGCAGAACCGGCAGGCCAAGUCGCAGCCGCGCCGCAUUACCCUCAACACGCUGACCGCCUGGAGCAAACCCAGCACCCCAAAAAACACCGGCUCCCCCAGUUCAGCUCCCUCCACCCCUGCCUCCUCCGCCAUAAGCACUGUUACUACGCCUCUUACAACAUCACCAGACAUCCCCAAAACCGCCCCCUCUCCCCCCGGGCAGUCUGCGGCAAGCACCCCAACAUCAGCAGCAUCAUGCACCCCCAAAACUGCUCCAUCCACCCCCUGCAACAAGAAGGGCUCCUCGGAUCCCCUCACCCCCCUGGGAGUAGCAAACCAGAAAAGCAGCAGCUCUGCCAAGGGUUCCGGUCCCAGGCGUAUCUCUCUGACAUCAGUUAUGAUGCGAUCACCUGCUCCCUCUAAGAAGUCCAUCACACCCUCUUCCACUGAAAAAGCCAAACACGAGAGGCCAUCCCCUCCCAGUGACCCUUUGUGCAACCCUCCAGAGUCCAAGCGUCUGAAGACGGAUUCUCCCAAACCAAAGGGAUCCGGCGAUCCUGAACCUGAAGCGAGCCCAGGUCCUGCCCAGGAAGAGCCCAGCACGGUCUAAGCCCACCUGCUGACCUCUGGAUCUGUGAACCUCGUGUUCCGACAGUCUCAACAAUGCCACCAUCUGCCCUCUUUUAAGAAUGCCCAUGUGUUUACAUGUGCACUUAUAUAAAAGUACUGUAUAUCAAUCCUUUUAAGUGGAGAGGGGAAGAAAGGGUUGAAAAUGUCAAGAAAUUAUCAUGUCAAUGCGGAACUGCAAUUUUUUUGUUGUUGUUUAGUUAUUUUUGGUACCACGAACAUGCGUAUGCACACACACACACACACACACACACACACAUAAAAGUAUAUACACCCAGAAAGAGCAACAUUAUUAUGGUCUACAUUGUAACAUUAAACCAAGGGCCGUUUGUGGGUUUUUUUGUAAGGUAGCAUUUUGUAUAUAUUAUAAUGACUGUGCAAAAUAAUUCUUGUCUAUGUCUCUACACAUGAAUGAAAAAAGAAAGGAUUUGUUCUUUCAAA
Clupea harengus (Atlantic herring) is the source of this 2700-nucleotide messenger RNA. It is a transcript of the gene chaf1b, whose product is annotated as chromatin assembly factor 1, subunit B. Gene Ontology annotation, cellular component: CAF-1 complex; nucleus. Gene Ontology annotation, molecular function: protein binding. The record is from RefSeq and is a predicted model, not a curated record. NCBI's taxonomy places the organism in Eukaryota, Metazoa, Chordata, Actinopteri, Clupeiformes, Clupeidae. Gene Ontology annotation, biological process: DNA replication-dependent chromatin assembly; nucleosome assembly.